GGGCUAGAAACCAAAUCGAAGGAAACAUUUCUGCUGCAAAGUUUUUGUUUGAAACAUUGUUGUCAUACGCUGACUGGUACCCCUGCACGAUUCAAGUCUUUAGGGAUUCUCAGGUUAAACUUUCACAUGUGGCUGAUGAAAUGGAAAGCAUAAAAGAUUUGUUUAUAAAUUACUACAAAAAAGAAAAGGGAGAACAUGAUGAGGAACUUCAAAAUAUCAAUACGGAUGAAACUCAUGUUUUAUGCCAGUUGACAGAAACGAGGCUAAAAGUAAAAAAUGAUCUAUUGCAAAAGCAAGUUAUUGAACGUGAAAAGACUAGCAUGGAGUUGACUGAAGGCCCAAAGUUUAACCUAAAUGAAAUUGACAUAUUACAGGAACACAUCAGAGAAAGAAGCAGCCUAAAAGGUACUGCUUCGACUUUGGACAGUCCAUUGUAUCAAGAAAAUGUGCAUCCUAAUACCAGUACUGACGAUGGUUUGGAUUUGGUGAAGCGUUCAAAGGUCUGUAGAAAAAACCCAGAUCACAAUGGUUUCGUGCCUCUGAAAGAUUUAAAUGACAAUUGUCUGCACUUACACUACGAUGUAAAUAACCUGAUACUCCAGACAAUAAAAAUUCUGGCAGCUUUAACUGUCAUGGUGCAGACUAAAUUCACCAGCCCACGAAGACCGAAGUUUUACCCAGGUUCUAAAGAGCCAUAUCCAUAUUAUAACGACAGAAGAAGCUGUGGAACAAGGAUAGGGACAGGCAAGGUUUGGGAAGUGAAUAAGUACACUGAAAGGGACGGAAAGGGAAGGUGCCGUUGUAUCACGUGUCAAGUCUCUGCCGCGCCAAGCUUAGUGUGGGGAGAGAUUCGUGUUGACACAGCCAACUGUGUUGUGUUUGAUGACAGCGAGGCGAGACACACUACAUGUGUUUUAGGCUACGAUGACAUUGAAAGUCCAGUUGUUAGUCUUGACGGUUGGGAGGUGUGCGGGGCAGAGAUUGAGGGGGAUUUUUGUGAGUUGAGACACGUGACGUGUAACCUAGAGUUCAUUAAUAAACUGGAAAAGAUGUGCGUGCGCUUUAAUGAACUGUCUACGGAGGUAAACGUCAAAUACAGGAGAUUUUUAAGCAUGGAAAAGUUGAUUGUUAUAGUAUCCCAUCCCCAUGGCAAUCCUAAACAAGUCUCAAUUGGAAAAUGGACACAUAAACGAGACUUGGACUAUGGGCUCACAAGGUAUUGGUACACAGCAGCUACAUGUCCAGGAAGUGCUGGAGCUUAUGUGUACAGGCCAGGAUUUAGGUCGUUGUCUGAUCGUCAUGUACACAGCGGAACAAAAUCUGGACUCAACUACAGUGGAGGAGAGCUAUAA
This is a messenger RNA of Physella acuta, 1352 nucleotides long. RefSeq lists its product as uncharacterized. Lineage: Eukaryota; Metazoa; Mollusca; Gastropoda; Physidae. The record is from RefSeq and is a predicted model, not a curated record.